UGGAGUCUAAGUGGACACGAGUUGACACGAGUGGACACAAGUGAUGACAAUCAAUGCCAACUCAUUGAUGGCAUUGAGAUCCGAGACCCAUAUCGAUGGCUGGAAGACGUGGACAGUGCGGAGACGAAGGCAUUCAUUGAGAGUCAAAACGCGGUUACAAUGCCUUACGUCGAGUCGUGUCUAUAUAGGGAUCAAAUCAAAGACAGACUGACCAAACUCUGGGAUUAUUGUCGAUACGGCUGUCCAUUCAAACGCGGAGACAAUUAUUUCUAUUACAUGAAUACUGGUCUUCAGAACCAAUCGGUACUCUAUGUGACGAAAACGCUGGACUCGAAGCCUUCGGUAUUCUUAGACCCGAAUGUGUUGAGCUCUGACGGAACCACUUCUUUGAGUGUGACCUCAUUCUCAGAAGACGGCCAAUGGUUUGCCUAUGGAUUGAGUGACUCUGGAGUCGAUUGGGUUCGCAUUCGGAUUAGAAAUGUGAGCACUGGUUCGGACUGCGCCGAAGAGUUGACUAAAAUUAAGUUUACAUCAAUUGCUUGGACUCACGACAACUCGGGCUUCUUUUACGCGUGUUAUCCGGAUCAUAACGGCAAGAGUGAUGGCACCGAAACCACUGCUACAAGUCAUCAAAAGCUGUUCUAUCAUAGGGUGAACACAGAUCAAAGUGAAGACAUUCUUGUGGUCCAAUUCAAAGAUGAGCCCAAAUGGAGAAUUGGUGCGGUUGUCAGCGAUUGCGGUCAAUACCUUCACGUGUAUGUGAGAGAAGAAGUGUCCAAUUGUUUAUGGUUUUAUGUCUGUCUAAACGGUUUGGCAAUCGAUAGGGAAUUACAGUUGACACCAAUUAUUGAUGAGUUUAGCGCUGAAUACGAUUACGUGACAAAUGAUGAAUCCAUAUGUUAUGUGAGAACCAAUAAAAAUGCGCCCAACUUUAGACUCGUUAAGGUUGAUCUGAACUCACCAUCGAUUGACAAUUGGGUUGAUCUGAUUGGUGAGCAUCCAAGAGAUGUACUGGACUGGUGCUCAGUGGCCAACAACGAUGCAUUGAUUGUCUGCUACAUGAGAGACGUGGUGAAUGUGAUGGAAGUGAGACGUCUGUCAGACGGUUCAGUGGUGAAGAACCUAGACGUUCCCAUCGGUUCCGUUACUGGUUUCUCAGCCAAACGCUCACAAAAGGAGAUAUUCUACUAUUUCACCUCAUUCUUGACUCCGGGAGUUAUAUAUCAUUAUAACUUUGUUGAUGAGCCAAAAGUGUUUAUGGAAAUUAAAGUGGAAGACUUUGAUCCAACGGCUUAUACGACAAAACAGAUAUUCUAUUCGAGCAAAGAUGGCACCAAAAUUCCAAUGUUUGUCGUCCAUCGCAACGACAUUGUCCUCAACGGCGACAAUGUAUGUCUCCUCUAUGGUUACGGAGGUUUCAAUAUUCCGAUUCAGCCAUCGUUUAGCAACCAAAGGGUUCUUCUAAUGAAAGAUUUGAAUGGAAUCUUCGCUUUGGCGAACAUUAGGGGAGGCGGAGAAUACGGCAAGAAAUGGCACGACUCGGGCAAACUGCUGCUCAAGCAAAAUGUGUUCGACGACUUCGUGGCCGCCGCACAGCACCUCAUCGACAACCGCUACACCCGAAACCAGAAGCUUAUCAUUCAGGGCGGAUCCAAUGGCGGACUUCUUGUCGGAGUGGUUGCCAAUCAAAGACCUGAUCUGUUUGGGUGUGUUCUGUGUCACGUCGGAGUGAUGGAUAUGUUGCGGUUCCAUAAGUUCACAAUAGGUAUGGCCUGGUGUUCAGACUACGGCAAUCCCGAUGAAUCCAUUCACUUCCAUAAUGUACUCAAGUUUUCACCACUACAUAAUAUUCCUGACGCCCCGCAGUCAUAUCCGGCCACUCUAUUGCUAACGGGCGAUCACGACGACAGAGUAGUACCUUUACAUUCACUCAAAUUCAUCGCUCAAUUGCAGUAUAAAUUGGGUGAAAGUAACGCAAACACACCGCUUAUGAUACGAGUGGACACCAAAUCAGGUCACGGGGCCGGCAAACCGACCGCUAAAAUGAUUGAAGAGAUGACAGACAUCUACUCUUUUAUUAUAAAUGCAUUGCAACUCAAAUACAUUGUCUAAUAACAUAUUCAUAGAGUAGACAACUAUAGCAACAAAUGAUUUAUUUUUAAUAAAUGGAUAAUAAAAGUAAA
This is a messenger RNA of Medioppia subpectinata, 2183 nucleotides long. NCBI's taxonomy places the organism in Eukaryota, Metazoa, Arthropoda, Arachnida, Sarcoptiformes, Oppiidae. The record is from the annotation of a GenBank genome assembly.